Messenger RNA from Trichechus manatus latirostris (Florida manatee), 5340 nucleotides. RefSeq names its product SEC14 and spectrin domain containing 1 (gene SESTD1). The transcript has 16 exons. The record is from RefSeq and is a predicted model, not a curated record. Gene Ontology annotation, molecular function: phosphatidylinositol-5-phosphate binding; phosphatidylinositol-3-phosphate binding; phosphatidylinositol-4-phosphate binding. The coding region runs from base 2912 to 4756 and encodes 614 amino acids. Lineage: Eukaryota; Metazoa; Chordata; Mammalia; Sirenia; Trichechidae.
UUUGAUAAGUUUGACAGAAAUGCAUUUUUUUUUUUGUUUUUUUUGCAUGAAGGUUUUGUUUAAAAAGUAUCACGAGACAUCUUUUAACUUUCAUGGAUAGCUGUACAAGCUGUCAUUGUUGGCAGUUGGCAGGGCAAUUUUUAUUCUGUCCUGUAAUUUGAUUGAAAUGAUAACACAAGGUAGAAGUUAUGAUGCUUCGCCUUUUAUAUAACAAUGCAAUAAUUAAUACAGGGCAAGAAUAAUUGCUGACAUCUAAAGGCUUGUUUCUGAAAUGUAGUUAGGUAUUAUAAUAUCCUGUUUCCUAGUUUUUUUCUUGCAUCUCCCUAUGAGAAAGUUUCAGUAUGCUAGAGGAGUUAUAAAAUAUCCAUUGCUUUCACUUUUUACUGUUCGAAAUUGAUUACAGAGGCUUAAAUUUAGCUUCAGUUAUUAAUCCAAAGUCUGUAUCAGCUAAGAAGAGUCAAAGAGAAUUGGUGAAAUAUUUUGCUAGUGUGAGAGCAGUGGUAUGGUACACUGGGUAUAGGAUUUUCUGGAAUCUUGGGUCAUUGAAUAAAUCUACACAUGCUUGGGAAUAGGUACUGUGGCCUCACCUAACUAGGGUUAUUCGUUUUAUCCAGACUACAUUAUCUGGUUUUUUCUUAUUCUCUUUGGGUCUUGUCAGAAUUUUCUUGAUAUUUAUGCUAUUAAUGUCCUUUUUAAAAAAUGUUUUUGUCUGUAAAUGGGCAUGCUUUCCUAGUAUAAGCUAUAAAGGAUAAAAUAAAAAAUUGAAUUCAGCUAGUAUUGUUUCCUUAUUUAAUAAUAUUUUCUUUUUUCUUUUUAUUACUUCUUCCUUUGUCAGUAGAUGCUUAAAUUUUCCCCAUUCUUUUCUAAUAUGAAUGGUGUUGUAGUAAACAUUCUUAUCCAUAGCUUUGUGCAUUGUGUACAAGUUCAGCAGUAUAGAUUCCUGUAAGUGAAAGUCAUUAAAUGCAUUUAAAUUUGUUGGGUUUUGUCACAUUGCCCUCUUAGCAGAUUUUUUCAGUUUACGUUUCUCCCAGCAAUGUGUGAAAAUGCGUGUUUUCCCAUACCAUUGCCGUAGUGUAUAUUAUUAUUAUUUCAUCAUUUUUAUCAGUGACAUUUUUGAGUCCUGCAACACUAAUCUGUGCAGCAUUUGAUUUGUUGACCAUACCUAUCUUGAAAGAUUUUUCCUCUUGGCUUCUGCCCCUUUUGCUUUUGCCCUGGUGAUUAUUUUAUUGUCCCUUAGCAAAAGCUGAGGGCAUGAAGUCAGAUGUAGUCCUGAAUGUUAAACUCAUCCUCUGAAGACCGUUCUACAGAUGGCCAAAGUGCUACAGUGUAGGUAUGAACCUUUAUGUGGAUUUGGUUUAAUGCAUGGAUAAAACUUAGAAAUUUUGAAGAGUAAAUGAAACAACUCUUAGCCCGCCCCUCUUGACUUGCUCUCUUGAUCACUGAUUAUUUAAGCCAGUAAUUUUUACAUUUUUUAAUAGGAAGUUUUUUUUAUACCUACAAAAUCAUUCUGGAGGUACUGUUUGAAAGCCAUUUAUGUGAGCCAUUUAUAAAAACAUAAAACCUAUAUUCUAAACAAAAACCAUAUGCAGUUGAAGUCACUAUUGAUUAUUAAGUUGAACCAUAUGAAAUUACCAUUUUGCGGUUAAACAAUUGGUUGGAUAUCAACAGUUUAUAGGGUUAACCUAAUAGAAGGCAGAAGAUCACUUCAUGAAUUGCAUUCGUGUCACUGAUAGUUUUUUUUCCUCCCACUUGGCACCUUUCAGUUUUUAGUGAGAGCUUUCUGGAGAUCGUAUAGAAUCAUUCCUUCAGUAUUUGCUGGUUUUUAAGCUUCUAAGAUUGCUGUAAACGUCAUUUGGGUCAGAAGAUGGGUUUCCAUGUGAAAGUCAAGCAUGUACGGAACUUACAAAGAAGCAUUUGUGCACAAAAGUAUUAGUUAAGUUUUUAAGUUUGCUUAUGGCAAAUUGAAGGCGACUUGAACUUAUAUGAAAUGUAAGUGUUCCGUUACCUGGCUUUCAGGCUUCAAUACCCAUUACCAUACAGUCUUCUCGUCUUGGCAGAGCAUUGCCUCCUGAACAAAACAAGCUUAUCUGACCUUUGUGAGUUGAACUCGGAUCAUUUUCUUCAUAGAAUGCCUCCUUCGAUUUGGUUAAUAUAAAUUCUUCUCAUUUUUUUAAAAAUCUUUUCUAUGGAACUUUCAUAUUUAUCACAGCUCUCACCAUUUUCUAAAUUCUUUUUAUAAUACUUUGUAAUAUGUUCUGUACAACAUAAUUUAGCAAGUAAACUCAUUAUUUCUUAUGACUUACAGCUUAGCUUUUCUUCCUUGGUACAUAAUUGGAAAUUCCUUAAGCCUGAAGCCUACAGUAAAACCAUUUGUUUUAUUUUGCUUGUAAGUGUUUAUUGUACUAGGCACACAAUAGGUGUUUGAUGAAUUGAUUGCAUUAAGCGUCAGACUAAAUGGAAGAAAAUUAAACAAAAUUUAAAUUGCUGUGUUUGGGUGAAGAUUUCAUGGCUGCAUUUUAUCCUUUUCUAAAUUUUCUACAACUGUGUUAUAUUACUAUACACAUUUAUAGUAUAUAAAAUAAAUAGCCAUUCUUUUUUACUGAUGUUUUAAAUCUGUAAUUGCUUUAGUAACUGGAUACGAAUAUAUAUUAUUCAUAGAUGCUUUAGUGUCUGUUACAUUUUAAAUUUAUCUCUUUUUUCUUUAAUAGGAGGAAAGGACAGACGAAGUGGCCUCAUUCUGACAAUCCCAUUAUGCCUGGAACAGACAAAUAUGGAUGAGCUGAGUGUCACCUUAGACUAUCUACUCAGCAUUCCAAGGUGACUCUAAAGUGAAAAGUGUAAGGCUAGAGGAUUUACUGUGAUAGUGGAUGGCAGAAAAUCACAGUGGAAUGUGGUGAAAACAGUAGUCUUAAUGCUACAGAACGUUGUUCCAGCUGAGGUGUCCCUUGUUUGUGUCGUGAAGCCGGAUGAAUUCUGGGAUAAAAAAGUAACACAUUUUUGUUUUUGGAAAGAAAAGGAUAGACUUGGCUUUGAGGUUAUUUUGGUGUCUGCCAAUAAAUUGACUCGUUACAUAGAACCAUGCCAGUUGACAGAAGAUUUUGGUGGUAGUCUUACGUAUGAUCACAUGGACUGGUUAAAUAAGAGGCUGGUUUUUGAGAAAUUUACAAAGGAAUCUACAUCAUUAUUAGAUGAACUUGCUUUGAUUAACAAUGGAAGUGAUAAAGGAAAUCAGCAAGAGAAAGAAAGAUCUGUGGACUUAAACUUUCUUCCAUCAGUUGAUCCUGAAACAGUUCUUCAGACAGGGCAUGAAUUGUUAUCCGAAUUACAGCAGCGUCGAUUUAAUGGCUCAGAUGGAGGGGUCUCAUGGUCUCCUAUGGAUGACGAAUUGCUUGCACAGCCACAGGUUAUGAAAUUACUAGAUUCACUCCGAGAGCAAUAUACUCGCUACCAGGAAGUUUGUAGGCAACGUAGUAAGCGUACACAGUUAGAAGAGAUUCAACAGAAAGUAAUGCAGGUUGUGAACUGGCUUGAAGGGCCUGGAUCAGAACAACUAAGAGCCCAGUGGGGGAUUGGAGACUCCAUUAGGGCUUCACAGGCCCUGCAGCAGAAGCACGAAGAGAUCGAGAGUCAGCACAGUGAAUGGUUUGCAGUAUAUGUGGAGCUUAAUCACCAGAUUGCAGCACUCUUGAAUGCUGGGGAUGAAGAAGACCUUGUGGAGCUGAAGUCACUGCAGCAGCAACUUAGUGAUGUUUGUUAUCGGCAAGCCAGUCAGCUGGAGUUUAGGCAAAAUCUGUUACAAGCAGCUCUUGAAUUUCAUGGGGUUGCGCAAGAUUUGUCUCAGCAGUUGGAUGGCUUAUUAGGGAUGUUGUGCGUAGAUGUAGCACCAGCUGAUGGAGCAUCGAUUCAGCAGACUUUAAAACUGCUUGAAGAGAAGCUGAAAAGUGUUGAUGUGGGAUUGCAAGGGUUACGUGAAAAAGGUCAAGGUCUUUUGGAUCAGAUCUCCAAUCAGGCGUCCUGGGCCUAUGGAAAGGAUGUAACCAUUGAAAAUAAAGAAAACGUGGACCACAUACAAGGAGUGAUGGAAGAUAUGCAGCUUAGGAAACAAAGAUGUGAAGACAUGGUAGAUGUGCGAAGGUUAAAGAUGCUUCAGAUGGUGCAGUUGUUUAAAUGUGAAGAAGAUGCUGCUCAGGCAGUAGAAUGGCUAAGUGAACUUCUGGAUGCUCUGCUUAAGACCCACAUCAGAUUGGGCGAUGACGCUCAGGAAACAAAAGUUCUACUGGAAAAGCAUAGAAAAUUUGUUGAUGUUGCACAGAGCACUUAUGACUAUGGAAGACAGUUGCUACAGGCCACAGUUGUGUUAUGCCAAUCUUUGCGCUGCACUUCUCGAUCAUCUGGGGAUACGCUUCCUCGACUGAACAGAGUAUGGAAACAGUUUACGAUAGCAUCUGAAGAGAGAGUACAUAGAUUGGAAAUGGCUAUUGCAUUUCACUCAAAUGCUGAAAAGAUUUUGCAAGACUGUCCAGAAGAGCCUGAAGCUAUUAAUGACGAGGAGCAAUUUGAUGAAAUUGAAGCAGUUGGGAAAUCACUUCUGGAUAGAUUAACUGUUCCUGUAGUUUAUCCUGAUGGAACUGAACAAUAUUUUGGGAGUCCAAGUGACAUGGCUUCUACUGCAGAACACAUCAGAGACAGGAUGAAACUAGUUAGUCUCAAAAGGCAGCAGCUGAGCCAUCCUGAAAUGGUGACCACAGAGAGCUAAUAGCUACCAGCUCCCCACAGAUCUGCAGUUCAUAAUCCCGCAUGUGGCUGGCAUACUACAGCAUUAGACACAAUACAUUAAGAUGCAUUUCACAGCCAAGAUAAGCCUCAUUUCUUCCUGUUAUACAUUUCUCUUUACAUGUUAACACCUUGCAACUACCAAGGCAUAAUUAUUUAACAUGCUUUGAGACCACAGACUCCAAUUAUCUUAAAAGAAGAAAUUAUAAACAUUGCACUGAAAACUUGCUUUAAAGCUUUAUCUGACCUGAUAGUUUAUAGAUGAACAACCGAUAAUAAGCUUUGAAUGGUGCUAAUAAAAGUUUAGGAGUUCUCUAUAGAAAUAAUGGUUGCCCUUCCUCCCCAGGUGAUGUAGUAAAUUAGACUGUAGUUAAACUGUUAUCAGGAGACAAUGGUGUCCUCAAAAUUUUACUUCGUAAUUUUUCUUCAAAAUUGAUUAUUUUUAUUGUAUUAAUAUGGAGAAAACCCUUCAGAUCUUUGAUAUAUUCAUUAAAGACAUUUUCUUAUUUGUAUUGAUAAUGUAUGAAAAAGUGUUUUGUGCUUAAUAAAAGAUUUCUUUUAAAUAUC